Molecule: messenger RNA, 1943 nt
Organism: Antechinus flavipes (yellow-footed antechinus)
Lineage: Eukaryota; Metazoa; Chordata; Mammalia; Dasyuromorphia; Dasyuridae
Gene: CEP55
Product: centrosomal protein 55
Exons: 11
Coding region: 214-1602 (462 amino acids)
Biological process (GO): regulation of phosphatidylinositol 3-kinase/protein kinase B signal transduction; mitotic cytokinesis
Source: RefSeq, a predicted model, not a curated record
UGAAGCGGGCUCCAUCGGUCAUCGGGGGACAAGAACUGAAGGAGGCCCUGACCAAGGAGCCCUCAGAUCUCGAGCUGGUAUUGUCAAAGCCGGCCGCGGGUUGCCGGAGCGUCUCAGCUGAGGGCCCCGCCCCGCCCCGCCCCGCGGCCGAGGGUGAGGUAAAAGGGCCUGUAUGAUGAUGAAGCCUUCACUAAUCCCCUGAAUAUUCCAGAUAUGUCCUCCAGAAGCCCCAAAGAUUUCGUAAAAAGUAAAUGGGGAUUAAAGACUAGCACCUCCAAGUCUGAAACUGAAUUAGAGAAAUUCAAGAAAGAAAAUGCAGCCCUUAAAAAGUCUGUGGAAGAAAAUGCAAAUGGAAAAGGAAAGUUGGCAGAAAAAGAAAGACACAGACUUCUAGAGAAAAUACUUGCCCUUGAAAGUGAAAAGGAGAAGAAUAGUUACCAUCUGGUAGAGAAGGAAAAAGAAAUACAGCGAUUAAAAGAACAACUGAAAUCUAGAAAUAGCACUGGGUCAUUACUGAAUCAAUUAGAAGAAAAAACCAAAGAGGCGGAAAGAAGAGAGCAACUCUUGAAGUCUUUAUCAGAAGAGACCGACAUUUUGAAAAAGCAGUUGUCUGUAGCAACCACAAGACUAUCAGAACUUGAAAGCAAAGCCAGUACACUUCAUUUAUCACAGAACAUGGCAACAAGUUUCACUGAAUCACCUGUGGUUAAUAUUCAUGCAGUGGAAAUACAGCUGAAAGACGCUCUGGAGAAAAAUCAGCAGUGGCUAAUAUAUGAUCAGCAGCGAGAGGCUUAUGUGAGAGGACUUAUGGCAAAAAUCUUUGAAUUGGAACAGCAAUCAGAAGCAGCUGCUCAUUCACUCCAACAACAAUCAAAAAAGAAUGACUCAGAAGGUUUUCUUCAAGAAGAGAAGCAAAAAUACUACAACCAUCUCUUGAUGAAUGUCAGAAAGGAUCUGGAGGCUGAACGACAAACUGUAACCCAGUUGAGUUUUGAACUUAAUGAAUUCCGAAGGAAAUAUGAAGAAAGCAAGAAAGAAAUUUUAGAUUUAAAUAACCUGUUGUCUUCUUUAAGAGAGGCUGAUGUACAACAUAUGGAAGAUAACAAAUACAAAACAGAGAAAAUACAAAAGUUAAAGAAAGAGAAUGAAAUUGUCAGAGAGAAACUUGAAGAAGAAAAAAAAAGAUCUGAGGAUCUGUUAUCUCAGGUCCAGUUUCUCUACACAUCUCUACUAAAGCAACAGGAGGAACACACAAGGGUGGCUUUAUUGGAACAACAGAUCCAAGCUUGUACUAUAGAUUUUGAGAAUGAAAAACUUGAUCGUCAGAACAUGCAGCAUCAAUUGCAUAAAGUUCUUAAGGAACUAAGAAGAGCAAGGGAACAAAUAACUCGAUUGGAACCUUUGAAACAACUCCAGGAAUAUGUCCACAUAGAGCCAUCUGACCUUUUCCCAGGAGAACAUGAGGAAAAGUUAAAAACUGAUUCACCAAAGCGCUCCAAUCUGUUAGAUGAGAGCUUCUUAGAAUGUCCUAAAUGUAAAGCACAGUACCCAACGAGUCAACACAGAGAAUUGUUAGCUCAUAUUGAUUUCUGCGAAAACUAGCAAGUAACUAAGAAGUGUUCAUCGUUUGAAUCCACCUGCUAAAAGAUAGUGAGCCACACAUUGGAUGGCAAACCAGACAUCCUUGAAGGAUAGCUUGAUGGUGUGAAGAUACUAGACCAGACUCCCAGGUGUCCACCCACCUCCCUCAAAAAUAACAGAUUUUCUUGAGGCAAGAAUUGAAUAGUGGUUAGCAGAACAUCGGAUUUCUAAACUUAAUGUUACCGGCUGGCUGAAUUUUUGAACCAAGUUUAGUGAUAAAGUGCCAUGACAUAGACAGUUAAAGGAGAAAAUCAAUUAAUUGUAAGUAAGAUCAAUAAAAAAAUCAUACAGAUUCAAUUUAA